Molecule: messenger RNA, 1447 nt
Organism: Chlamydomonas reinhardtii
Lineage: Eukaryota; Viridiplantae; Chlorophyta; Chlorophyceae; Chlamydomonadales; Chlamydomonadaceae
Exons: 6
Coding region: 284-934 (216 amino acids)
Biological process (GO): late endosome to vacuole transport via multivesicular body sorting pathway; vesicle budding from membrane
Cellular component (GO): multivesicular body
Source: RefSeq, a predicted model, not a curated record
CGACCACCAAGUACGCCUUGCAGUCUAAUCCCAAUCACUCAGUCGCUCCUCAAACCCAGAAACCUCACAUUUCCGCUUCCAGCAGCUGCUUCCAGUUGCCCUGCGUCGUAGCGCUUCGUAGCUACCCCUAAGCAUCCUUUCUUACGUACCAAGCAUACAUAGCUAUCGUGCAUUGCGCAACGAGCGCGACCGACAAGUUCAGGGGCCCGCUCAACCACCGGCGGUGGACCUCCGCAACACCUGACUCCCCGACGCCCAUCGGUGAAGGCCCGCGGUGGUCGCCAUGAGGCGAAUCUUUGGGGCCAAGAAGGAGGAAGCUCCCAAGCCCACACUAGACGAGACCACUGACCGCCUGAACACACGCGGUGAUACAGCCGAUGCAAAGAUCCGCGCACUGGAUGAGCAGCUAGCGAAGUACAAGGAGCAAAUCAAGAAGACGCGGCCAGGGCCGGCGCAAGAUGCCAUCAAGCGGCGAGCGCUGCAGGUUCUGAAGCAGCGCAAGCUGUAUGAGAGCCAGCGCGAGCAACUGUACCAGCAGCAGUUCAACCUGGAGCAGACGCGCUUCACAGUGGACAGCAUCAAGGACACAGUCACCAGCGUGCAGGCUCUGAAGGAGGCCAGCAAGGAGAUGAAGACCGCCUUCAAGAAGAACAAGGAGUUGGACAUCGGCUACAUCGAGAACAUGCAGGACGAGAUGAUCGACAUGAUGGACAUGGCCAACGAGAUCAACGAGGCCAUGGGCCGCUCCUACAUGGUGCCCGAGGACGUGGACGAGUCCGACCUCAUGGCGGAGCUGGACGCGCUGGAGGCGGACCUGGCAGUGGAGGACGCCGGCAAGGAGGGGCCCAGCUACCUGCAGGAGCCCGACCUUGACCUGCCGGCGGCACCCACCAAGGAGGCGGAGCCGGCGGCGGCCGAGGCGCUCAAGACCUGAGGAGCAACCGCUUGUUGAUGAGCGGGCGGAGCAGGAGGCGUGACAGGUGCUUGAUUACCUUGCGCGUUCAUAAUCGGGUUUUUGCGGCCGAUGGGAGCGGCAUGCAUGUGGACAUAUGAUACACUGUAGGCUGGCGUGCAUGGGUACACAGGGGCGAUCUCGUGGGUGAUCUGUUGUCGAGACACUGCGUUGGCGUUGAUCGCAUGCGGCUCUUAAUUGACGAGAGGCCUUAGGCAGGCUUGGGCCAACGCUGUUCUUGAAGGGCUGGCACAGCACAAAGGCCGUAGGAUUGCGGGUGAGCAAGAAUUGGUCAUGCAGGGUGCGGUGCGGCAGCGCGGCGGGAAGGGGUGCGAGGAGCACACAAGGUGUUGCGCGGGCGCCAUCUGGGCGAAGAGCUGGCCAUUCAAAUUUGAAGUGUUAAGUGACGAUAUGUCUGGAUAGUGUUAAAACUGCAGUAUUUGCUGAGCCGCGCCUGUUCCGCCAGCAUCAACUGUGCCGAAAGAGCCAAACGCC